UUAAUCUUACUUUUGGUUUCGACUACUGUACCCGUGUAGGUAUUGUAAUCAUUCGCUUCAAAAUUGGAUCAAAAUGACUGAAUUCUUCAGCGUUUUACUGCAAAUUUCAGACGAUCUCCGUGAUGACAAUUUGGAAAAAAUGAAGUUCCUUUGUCCAGAGUUAGGGAAAAAGCGUCUCGAGAAAGUUGACAGUGGCAUUAAACUUUUUCAAGAAUUGAUGCAGCGUCAAGCACUUGGACCUAACAACACGGAACAGCUUAAAUUACUUUUGAACAAAAUUCAUCGGGAAGAUCUCGCUGAGACAUUGAAUAACUUUGAAAGUCAGUGUCCUGGACCACAGACAAAUCUACCGGACAAAACGGAACAAGCCAAACUAAAAGCUGCAAGAAAAGUGAUCAUGGCCCAGCUUGGGAGGAAGUGGCGGACGUUGGGCCGGAGGCUGGGCCUGACAGAGGCCAUGCUGGACGGCGUGGUCACCAAGCACCGCGACGUCCUGGAGGAUCAAGUGGCAGGGAUGCUGUGUGUCUGGGAGAAGAGCCAGGGUGCUGAGGCACGGGCGGAUGACCUUGUACGAGCCCUUAGGAGCUGUGACCUGAACCUGACUGCUGAUCUGGUGGGGAAGGAACUGGAAAAGCUCCAAGGAGAAUGAGAAGGAAGAGGACAAGAAGACAGGAGGAGGAAUACAUUAAUUUGAAAAGGAGGAGGAGACAGAGGCGAGAGAACUUAAGGGGCUUAAUAGGUUACCUAGAGUCCUAGUAAUUCCAACUCAACCAUGUGUGCUGUUUCUGAUUAUUUGGUGCUGCUUUGCUUGGAUGUUUGAAUGAAAAAGAAAGGAAUAGAAUGGAUGUGUAAUUGUAGGGAAGUAUGAUUCUGCUUGUGGUCGUCAUGUUAUACUGGGUUGUGUGGCUGCUGCUCUCUGUCCAUUAUAAGAUAUAGAUUAUGAUUAAUCACUGAGUUACAAUUUGCAGACACGUUGCAUUUUAAUUGUCUCACCCACUGCAAUAAAACCAAAGCAUCAGUUCUGUUCAGCAAAUGGAGUUGAUCUUUGUGAUUGAUCCAGGUCAGUUUGGUACGCGGUCCUGUCCUGUGAGGAAGAUUCAGAGCUGAAAGGAGUAAUCUCUCUAAAUGUAAAUCUGCAAUACAAACAUCAAGCUCAUGAUUUUAGUUGUCACUGACCAUUGAAGGUAAACGCCAAAUUGGAGAGGUGACCAGUAGCUAUCAGACGGCCUUUCUGGCCGACGAACAACUGGUGUCGCGCUGCGAUUCGGUCAGAAGUGACGAGCGUUUUUCAUUUGGAGCUGAACACCAGCAGACCUCAACAUACAGCCAGGCGUUUUCACAAAGCUGCGUGUAUAAAUGUCCUGUUUCCUGGAUACCCCUUUUCCCUCUGCUCCUACUGAAUGGUGUACACCAGCUUGGAUGUUGCUGAGGGCAUGUCUAUCUGUUUGUUCUAGUAUUGUUUUAUUUUCAACAACAUGUUUUUGUAAACAACAAACAUUUUUACAAAGAACUUGUCUGAGUAGAUAUGCAAUUUAAGCAUGGAAUAUAAUGAAUGUGAUUAUAAAACAAAUAAAACAAUCUGA
Messenger RNA from Osmerus eperlanus (European smelt), 1583 nucleotides. It is a transcript of the gene fadd, whose product is annotated as Fas (tnfrsf6)-associated via death domain. The transcript is spliced from 2 exons. The record is from RefSeq and is a predicted model, not a curated record. Gene Ontology annotation, biological process: regulation of apoptotic process; signal transduction. Gene Ontology annotation, molecular function: protein binding. Bases 74 to 649 code for a protein of 191 amino acids. Lineage: Eukaryota; Metazoa; Chordata; Actinopteri; Osmeriformes; Osmeridae.